Trichoderma aggressivum f. europaeum is the source of this 1206-nucleotide messenger RNA. RefSeq lists its product as uncharacterized. Gene Ontology annotation, cellular component: nucleoplasm; nucleolus. The transcript has a single exon. The record is from RefSeq and is a predicted model, not a curated record. NCBI's taxonomy places the organism in Eukaryota, Fungi, Ascomycota, Sordariomycetes, Hypocreales, Hypocreaceae. The coding region runs from base 1 to 1206 and encodes 401 amino acids.
AUGUCCAGCGCAUCUGCAAAACCACCUGCCUGGCUCUUCUCCAACAACACCAACAACAACCCUACCGACAAGGGCAUCGCGAACACCUCUUCAGCAAGUACCAGCACAAACGACGAAAUGGCCAAGUCAAAACCUUCCGCUACCAAUGGCGUCGAGACUCAAUCUCAGCCCCCUGCGCAGCUGCUCGACCUCGUAGAGCAGUUCCUCUCCGACAACGCCUUCACCAGCGCCCUUGGCUCCUUCAAGAAGCAGCGAUCCAAGAAGGGUUGGGGGGAGGCUUCCGAGGCCAGCAGCGGAAACACUCUUGUGGGCGUUUUCCAGUCUUGGGAGAAUGCCGCCAAGGCCCCCGCCGACCGAGAUGUCGACAUGGAGGACUCGAGCAGCUCCAGCUCCAGCUCCAGCGAAAGCAGCGACAGCGAGAGCGAGGACGAGAAGCCUUCUUUCCGCGCAAAGUCUCCCCCCAAGGGCAACAAGAACUUGAAGCGCAAGGCACCCCCAAGCUCGAAGUCUAGCUCGAGCUCCGAUUCUAGCUCGUCUGAUUCCAGCUCCGAGGAUGAGAAGCCCAGCGCCAAGAAGCAAAAGGUCGACGCUCCUUCCAGUGCCAAGAAGCAGAAGGUCGCCUCUCCUGCUAGCUCCGAGUCCGAGUCCGACUCGAGCUCUUCCGACUCGAGCUCCGAGUCCAGCUCCUCAGACGAGAGCUCCAGCUCCGACGAAAGCUCCGACAGCGAGUCUGAAGUCGACGCCGCAGAGGCCGCCAAGGUGCCCCUCCCUGAAUCCGACUCCGACUCGUCUUCGUCGUCCUCCUCAGACUCCGACUCGGAUUCCGACGACGACAAGAAGAAGAAGACGAAGAAGACGAAGCCCGUCAACGGCGUCGUCAAGAAGGAACAGUCCACCGACGAGUCCGCCCCCUCCGACUCCUCCGUCACAAUCGACUCCCUGCCCAACCCUCCCUUGCCCCCCAACCCGCGCGACAAAAAGGUCAAGGUCGAGCCCUUUUCGCGCAUCCCCAAGGACAUCAAAGUCGACCCCAAGUUCGCCUCCAACGAGUACGUCUCCAUGAGCUACUCCCAGCGCGCCCACGAGGACCUCAUCGUGACAAAGGGCAAGGGCUUCACCAAGGAGAAGAACAAGAAGAAGAGGGGCAGCUUCCGCGCCGGUGUUAUUGACAUUGGCGAGAAAAAGAGCAUCUACUUUGACGACUAA